AUGUCGGAACUUAAUCAAGUGAUAGAGAAAACACAAAUAUCUGUAAGAAAAUCUUCUUCUAAGACAUCUUCGGGACAAAAGGUAACCCCAGAAAUGUUGCAAGAUGCUGAAAAGUUGGCAUCAUUAUUUCGAAGUGAUGAAGCAUUGCGAUUUAUGCAGCCUAUUCGAGGUACUCCAUCAUAUUGGCAAGCAGCACAAAAGGAUCUUUUUGCAAUGUUGCGACAAAUAGGUAUCCCUACAUGGUUCUGUUCUUUCUCUGCUGCAGAGUUUAGAUGGAAUGCAACAGUUGAAGCUAUUUUGCGCCAACAAAAUGAUGACAGAAGAGCAGAAAAUCUUGACUGGUCAGAGAAAAGUGACGUAUUGAGAAGUAACCCUGUGACAGUUGAUAGAAUGUUUGAAUACAGAUUUCAUGUCUUUCUAAGGGAUGUCAUAAUGUCUCCAUCAGAACCUAUUGGAAAAGUUGUUGAUUACUUUCAAAGAGUAGAAUUUCAGCAAAGGGGUUCCCCUCAUAUGCACUGCUUGUUUUGGAUAGAAGGAGCACCUAAGCUUGAGCAAGAUGGAGAGAAGGCUGUUUGUGAUUUUAUUGACAAGUAUGUCACAUGUAAAAUACCAUCAGAGGAUGAAGAUUCCGAAUUGCGAAAAAUUGUUUUAGAUGUACAACAGCACAGCAAAAAGCAUUCCCAAUCUUGCAGGAAAAAAGGCACUGAAUGUCGUUUCAAUUUUCCAAGGCCACCGUCAGAAAAAACUUUCAUAACCAAGCCUCGAGACAAUCAAAUGGAGACAGAGGACGAUAGUGUUGAAAACGUGUCACUGCACAGAAAUGAUGCAAAAGAAAUCAUGCAAAAAGUAUGGGAGAAAGUCCAAGUGUCAUCAACAGAUACUACAAAUGACACAUUUAUCGAAUUGGGAAUGUCUCAGGAAAUAUUUGAAGAAGCAUACAAUAGAGUCACUUCAAAGCAAACAAUAAUAUUACAAAGAGAACCUUCUGAAAUGUGGACAAAUCAGUACAACCCAUGUCUUUUAAAAUGCUGGGAUGCUAAUUUAGAUAUUCAGUAUGUCCUAGACCCUUUCAGUUGCAUUGUUUAUAUUAUCUCGUACAUAUCAAAAUCAGAGCGAGAAAUGGGCAUGCUUCUGAAACAAACAAAGAUUGAAGCUGAGGAAGGCAACUUAAGUGCACGACAGACUAUGAAAAAAAUUGGAUCGUCUUACUUGCACCAUAGAGAAGUGAGUGCACAGGAAGCAGUCUAUCGUGUUUGCAAUUUGAAAAUGAAGGAAUGUUCAAGAAAGGUAACGUUUAUUCCUGUUGGUGAAAAUCCUACAAGAUUAAGCAAACCUUUGCAUCAAAUGAAAAGAAACAAAACAACAGGUGACAAUAACGAAGAAGACGAUGAUGAUAUUUGGAUGACUAAUAUUGUUGAAAGAUAUGAAAACCGCCCAAAGAACAAAGAGUUUGAUGAUAUGUGCCUUGCGACAUUUUGUGCUGAAUACAGGGUACUUGCAAAAUCUCAAGUUCCAUCAAACAGUAGAGAUGGAGUUUUUGAAUUACAGAAUGGAAAAGGUUUUAUACAAAAGAGAACAAGAACAAAUUCUGCUAUUGUUAGGUUUGCAAGAUUCAACAAAGAAAAAAUGCCUGAAAAGUUUUACCAAUCUAUUCUUCAGCUUUUCUUACCAUAUUGGAAACCAGAAAUCCUCAAACCACCUGGAUAUGAUUUGUAUCAAACGUUUUAUGAUACCGGGCAUGUGCGAUUGAAAUAUACAAGAUCACUACAACGAGUAAGGGAUAUCGUGGAAAGAAACCGCCAAAUAUACUGCAAGAAUGAAGAAGUACUAGAUCAAGCACAAGAAACAUAUGAAGCUAUUGGAGAACCAGAAGAUGCAUGGUCAUUACUUUGUCCCGAGGCUGAAGGAAAUAGAAGAACCUGUAUGUCCAAAAAAUCCCAAAUUCAGGACGAACAAAUGCAAGAAGAGGAUGUUCCAGAUUUGCAGGAUACUGUACAUAAUGCAGAUGUUUUGUAUAAAAUCCAGUCAACUGCUCAAUCACGCCAAAAUAUGUUGCCAUUGCUUCGCACUUUAAAUGGAACCCAAAGAGAAAUAUUUUAUUUUGUUAGGGAAUGGAGUCUUCAGAAAUACAAUGGAGAAAAUCCAGAACCCUUUCAUGUUUUCAUUACUGGAGGAGCUGGCACAGGGAAAAGCCACGUGAUAAAAACAAUUGAAUAUGAGGCAUGUAGAGUAUUUUCACGAAUGCAGAAAAAUCCAGAAAGUAUUCCAAUUCUCUUAACAGCUCUUACUGGAACUGCUGCCUUUAACAUAGGAGGAUCGACAAUACAUCAUGCUUUUGCUCUUACAAAGUAUCUACCAAUUCCCUACGAACCAUUACAAGAACAACGUUUAAGUCCGAUAAGAUCCAAAUUAGAGGAUUUGCAGAUUUUAGUCAUUGACGAAAUUUCAAUGGUUUACAAGCGUUUACUUUACUAUGUUCAUGAGCGUUUAGUACAAAUCAAGAAAUCCAAACUCCCAUUUGGCGGUGUCUCAAUAAUUGCUGUCGGAGAUUUCUUUCAAUUACCUCCAGUUAAACAGAGGAAAAAUGAACGACUGUACAACGAGUGUGCUACAUAUCCUGUUGAUUACUGGAAGGAAUUGUUCAAAGUUGUUGAGCUAAAUGAAAUAAUGAGACAACGUGAAGAUGCAGAUUUUGCCGAGGUGUUAAAUGUUUUACGAGUGAGAGCAAACAAAGAACACUUUGAAUCUUAUGUAGAAAAGACGUUAAAAGAAUGUGUUAAUGAGGGACCAGAUGAUGCAUUACGCGUAUAUGCUACAAAUGAGGAAGUAAAUGACCACGAUCUUUCAAUGCUAAAAAGGAAUUGUCAAGACCUUGUGGAGAUUAAAGCAAAGGACUAUCAAAAGGACAAGACAUCAGGAAAAUUAUCUUUACGAGAGAAUCCUCUAUGCAAAAAGAGAUCAGAAGGACUUCCAUCGUCUAUUAUAUUAGUUGUAAAUGCUAGAGUUAUGCUCACCCGAAAUAUUGAUGUUGAUGACGGUCUUGUAAAUGGUGUUAUGGGAGUCGUUUCUGAAGUAUAUUUCUCAAACAAAACAUUGCGAAGUGACGUCAGUAAAAUUGGGGUUAUUUUCGAUAACAACAAUGUUGGAAAAAAGCGGGGCAAAAAACUUGCCUGUGGUCGUGUGCUGGUCAGUAUAGAGAGAAUUGAUGAAGAAAUAAAGGAGAAACAUGCUAAAAAUGUGGUAAGACACCAAUUUCCCUUACAGUUAUCAUGGGCUUGUACAGCCCAUAAAGUGCAAGGUAUGACGACAAGCCAAAUUGUAGUGAACUUGGACAGAAUGUUUUCUCCUGGACAAGCGUACGUGGCUCUGAGUCGGGUUACAACAAAAAGUGGAUUGCAUAUCGAGACAUCACAAGAGAAUAUUUCUGAUAUCUUCUUUAAGAAAAUAUAUGCUGAUCCUGACGUGAAACAUGCAAUAUCUGAUAUGCCAAGGCUUUUCCAAACUAAGACAGACCUUGAUGAAUCUGAUUGCAAAACUAUUAUUUUGCACAACAUUCAAAGCUUGCCGGCACAUUUUGAGGAGAUGCAGGCAGAUAAAAGAUUUCUAAAUGCGUGUGUGAUCUGCUUGACUGAAACCUGGUUGCAUGGAAAAUCAUCUGAUCAAUUCUCGAUGCAAGACUUUGACUUUGUGUAUGCAGUUCGAAAGGAUUCCUAUGACGAAUCUUCUGAACUUUUGACAAAGAUAAAAAAUUCAAAAGGGGGAGGAGUUGGUAUGUUUAUCCAAAAGGAUGAAGAGGCUGCACAAAUUGAUGUCUCUGUUAGAAACAUUGAAGUUGUUGGAACUGUUUUGAAGGGAAACAUAGCAGUUUUUACAGUAUAUAGGCCUGGUUUUCUUACCAAAGAUCUUUUCUUAUCAUCUUUUGUACAGCUUACAGACAGGAUUAUACGCAAUUACGAAAACAGCUUCAUUUUGGGGGACUUCAAUGAAGAUGCAUCUGAACAAGGACGAAUUCAAGAUUUCAUGAGAGAACGCGGAUUCCAACAAUUGGUUACUUUUCCUACCACAGAGGGAAGAACAAUCAUUGACCAUGUUUAUGUGUAUGGAUUUCAGAAAUACCAGAUUAAUAUAGCUCCUCUUCCAACAUAUUACAGCUAUCAUGAAGCACUGACUGUGAAAAUAUCUGCAGAAUGA
Messenger RNA from Saccostrea cuccullata (small rock oyster), 4191 nucleotides. RefSeq lists its product as uncharacterized. Gene Ontology annotation, molecular function: DNA helicase activity; ATP hydrolysis activity. The record is from RefSeq and is a predicted model, not a curated record. Gene Ontology annotation, biological process: telomere maintenance; DNA repair. Bases 1 to 4191 code for a protein of 1396 amino acids. NCBI's taxonomy places the organism in Eukaryota, Metazoa, Mollusca, Bivalvia, Ostreida, Ostreidae. The transcript has a single exon.